Molecule: messenger RNA, 1941 nt
Organism: Arachis duranensis
Lineage: Eukaryota; Viridiplantae; Streptophyta; Magnoliopsida; Fabales; Fabaceae
Exons: 9
Coding region: 76-1053 (325 amino acids)
Biological process (GO): mRNA catabolic process; negative regulation of translation
Cellular component (GO): CCR4-NOT core complex; CCR4-NOT complex; P-body
Source: RefSeq, a predicted model, not a curated record
AAAGAAAAAAACUGGAACAGAACAGAUAGAAAGGAAAACCGAAACCCGAAGCAUUAGCUCAGAGUAGACGUUGAAAUGACAAAUUUGCCCCCGUCAUUAUCAAUGAACGCAGCCUUUGGCGGCAGCGGUGCUGCUCCUCCGCCUUCUCCCGGUGGCUCCUCCCAGAGCUCCCCCGGAGGCAACAAGGAUCGCAAGAUGGCCUCCGCCGAGCAGCUCGUCCUCGAGCUCAGCAACCCCGACCUCCGUGAAAACGCUCUACUCGAACUCUCCAAGAAGAGAGAAUUAUUUCAAGAUCUUGCUCCAUUAUUAUGGAAUUCAUUUGGUACUAUUGCUGCACUUUUGCAGGAAAUAGUUUCAAUAUACCCUGUUCUUUCUCCACCAAAUCUUACUCCAGCACAAUCUAAUCGUGUGUGCAAUGCACUUGCUCUUCUUCAGUGCGUAGCCUCACACCCUGAUACAAGGAUGUUGUUCCUCAAUGCUCAUAUACCUCUAUAUCUGUAUCCCUUCCUUAAUACAACAAGCAAAUCAAGACCAUUUGAGUACUUGAGACUCACCAGUCUUGGCGUCAUUGGUGCUUUGGUGAAGGUUGAUGAUACGGAAGUCAUAAGUUUCCUUCUUUCAACUGAGAUAAUUCCAUUGUGCCUGCGCACCAUGGAAAUGGGCAGUGAACUAUCAAAAACAGUUGCAACUUUCAUUGUUCAGAAAAUCCUAUUGGACGACGUGGGCUUGGAUUAUAUUUGCACUACAGCAGAGCGUUUUUUUGCAGUAGGUCGAGUUUUGGGAAACAUGGUGGCAGCUCUUGCUGAGCAGCCCUCAUCUCGUUUGUUGAAGCAUAUCAUCCGAUGCUAUCUUCGCCUAUCAGAUAAUCCAAGGGCUUGUGAUGCAUUAAGAAGUUGUCUUCCAGACAUGUUAAGAGAUGCUACUUUCAGCAACUGCCUUCGUGAGGACCUUACAACCAGGAGGUGGCUGCAACAAUUGCUUCAGAAUGUUGGUGUGAGUCGGGUGCCCACUCUGCAAGCCGGAGGCGGCUUCGACCAUAUGAUGGUGACAUGAGUCUGUUGAAUCUUACUUUGUGCAUGAGCUCAUUGUCAUUUCUAAUUAUCCGAUCACAUUUUCUCUCGUAAUUGUAAUUAUCAAGUUUACUGAAAAAUUGUUUUAAGAUGUCUUGUAAUUUAUAUAGUAUGUAACUUAAUAGGUGGUUCUUUAUAACAAAUGUUCAUCCAAGGUUUAGGUGGCUUAAGUUCUAGUUCCUUUAGAUUUAGUUAUAUGUUAUGGAAAAUGAAACAUCAAGAAAUGUGAUGGGAAUGGUAUGACCUGCUAAAUCUCCAUAACAUUAUUUGGAAUUACAGUCAAAUUAGCAAGAUAUUUUUGGUUUUAUCUUCUAGGAAGUGGAUAUUGCCAAUUUGAUAAUAUCAUUCUUUUGUUGUUUCUACUCUUAAUGAAAAGUUUUUAUUAUUACCAUAUGUUCGGUUGCUCAUAAGGAUGAAGGUUGGCUAGGUGUUGGGUCGAGAGCAACUAGAGAGAAGAAGGUAUUUGGACCUGAUCGUGAGCUUUGCAACAAGGAGCACCGCCACGAGCGUAGGUGGGUCGGCGAGUGGGGCCACCUGCAAAGACAUUCCGAUGCCAAAGUAAGUGUCCGUACGAUGAGGCGGCUAAUUAGGGUAAAAGAUGACGUACUUUGGGAUGUACUGGGGUUUCGCGAUUGACGUGUUCAACGUGGCAAGCCGCGAGAAUCGCGAUUGACGUGUUUGUCUUACUCGGAUCUUCUCACAUGACAGUCUCCCGCUGUUUGUGACCCUGCCUGUGGGACACAUCUUGAGUGUGCGUGGGUUGCCUUCAACUGUUGUUUGGGGCGUCAUUUCAGUUUCCGUGUCUGGGGCAUUAAACGCCUUUUAUGACUUAUUUGAAAGCAGAGGAAAAAAUCCAUUUUGCCCUUGUUUU